AUGAAAUCACCCUGCCCUGGCAAUACAGGAGCCUCCGGCUCGAAGCAUUUGGAGACUCGGUUGCACUUCGUCAACAUUGCAAAGUCCCCAAAACUCCACAAACUCGUCCGGACAAUCACCAUAGACACUCAUGUUGACCUUGACUUCGAAUACACCGGCAAUCAAACCUACCCGUUCCCUCAGGCUUUUAUGGAAGCCCUCCCUCAUCUCAGAUAUUUCACCAACAUCACGUCGCUCCACAUCCGCUUCGAGGAGCAUUGUGGCGAAGACGACGCGCAUGGAACCUCCAUAGAAGAAGUGGCAGAGUUGCGCUAUCGGGUGCUCGAUACUAUUAUGCACUGCGCUGCAGGCAUGUGGACGUUGGAGAAACAGCGCAUAAUUGAUAAGGUCCUGCUUGAAUAUCUAUACGCUGAAGAUGAGAUGGAGGAGUUUGACUACAGCGAUCAAGAUCUCGAGUUUGUCAAUGACGGCCCUUUCCCGCUGAGGGAGUUGACAGUGACAAACCUGGCGGACAACGACGAUGCCAAUCUCACCUUAUCAGAGGCUUGGAAUGCAGUCAUUUCCAUACCGAGUCUGGUGGAUCUUAAGCUUUUGGUCGCCACGGAAGAAAACCAAUCUUCGCCGGAAAACGGCAUUUACUUUGAAAACAAGUAUUACUUCUUCCAAAGUCUUCACGAAACAUGGCUUUCUCCUAAUCUCAGCCAACACUUGAGAGUAUUGGCACUGUACUUCCGGGAUUACUGGGGUUGGUUCCCCAAGAUGGAUUUUCGUCUUAUCGGCGAGGACUCUCCUUUUCAUCACCUGAAGGUGCUUGCCCUUGGGAACUAUGUCUUCUCUCAUCAAUGGCAGAUUGAGUGGUUUACCAGGAUUGGGAAAGAGAAUGGCAGUGGAGGACUGGAAGAGCUGUACCUUGAUGAUUGCCCGAUACUCUACAAGGCUCGCCAAGACGGGCCUCUCCACGACGGAUACCCUGAUUGGGUUACUGUUUUGGGAGGCCAGUAUCACUCCUCGACGCACGCAUUUCCGCUGCGAUGGCAUGAGGUAUUUUUACACUGGAAAGACUCAAUGAAAGGACUGAAAGUCCUCAAAAUGGGAAGUGGAUCGUGGUUCACCACGCCAAUGAGCACUUAUAACACGAUGCGGUAUGAUCCUGAGUACGCAAAAUUGGACAAUGAUGUAUUGCAUCAUCGCACCUCAGACAACCAACACAGAGAUUUCGCGUGCCCUGCUCCGAUACCUAGAGGAGCUUAUUGGAAGCCGGAAUGCAAAGAAAUCUUCGCAUCGGGAAAGUACCUAAAUGGUGAGGGGAUUUCCGAUACCAGGGACCGACGCAUGCAGUAUGUCGAGUAUGAUAUUGGUGUUGGGCCUUCGCCAUGGCGCGAGAAGAGGAAUCGCCUUGCCGUAGUCUACGACGGAUUUGAGCCAGAGGAAGGGACCUUGCUGAAGGAUAAUCAGGCUUGGGAUGAGAUGCUUGAUGCCAAUGAGGCUAGAUGCAAGCCUGCGGACAGGAGUUUAAGGUGUUGA
Fusarium sp. VM40 is the source of this 1524-nucleotide messenger RNA. The record is from the annotation of a GenBank genome assembly. NCBI's taxonomy places the organism in Eukaryota, Fungi, Ascomycota, Sordariomycetes, Hypocreales, Nectriaceae.